AUGGUUAAGCGAAACGCAGGAUUGUGUCUGCGCUCGCUGAAGAUGUGCAUCGGCGCGGGUCCGAUAUUCUUCAAGACCCGAUUUUUGACCGCGCGGGGGAACUACGUCAAUGCGAAGGGCAGCGUGAAGGGAUGCAAGUACAGCAAGAAGGCCUCGUCACCCACGUGGUUGCUGCUGGAGACGUACUUGGUGGAGCGGUUGGCAGAGGCUGAGUCGCGACGGUAUGCGGUAGCGCGCGCGAGUGUUCGCUGA
This is a messenger RNA of Phytophthora infestans T30-4, 252 nucleotides long. RefSeq lists its product as uncharacterized. The record is from RefSeq and is a predicted model, not a curated record. Bases 1 to 252 code for a protein of 83 amino acids. NCBI's taxonomy places the organism in Eukaryota, Oomycota, Peronosporomycetes, Peronosporales, Peronosporaceae. The transcript has 4 exons.